AUGUCAGGGUUCCAGGCACGGUUGCCUACCCAGACGGAGAUUGAGACUUGCAUUCACGUCGAACUCACUGCACAGGACGCUUGGGAUCCUAGUUCGGACAAACUAGAGCAACAAGAGCGUUUGAAAGAGACUCGGUUGUCCAACAUAGCUGGCACCGUGUCUACGUUAUUUCCCGAUCGAAAAUCUGAGAUCUCGGCAGUUCUAUCGUCGGUCAGCUCUACACUGGUUGAUGACGACUUCGUUCAAGGAAUGGAGCAGUCUGUUUGGAUCACAUCGGCUGUGGCUAGUAGUACUACAGUGUCUGAACCACUGACCCCGUGGCAAAACAGGGCGGAAGCGGAAAUCCGGGAACUGAAGAAGCAGGUGCUUUGGAUCAUGUCCCACGAGGGAAUUCCGCGACGAUUUUGGGAUUACGUGGCCGAGUACGUCUCGGAGAUUCGAUCUCGGACCGCACACCCUCUGUAUGAUUUGAAAGGUAGGACGCCCAUUGAGCACGUUACCGGGGAGACUCCAGAUAUCACAGAGUGGCUCGAGUAUAGGAUGUACCAGCCUGUGUGGUAUCUGGACCCUGGGGACUUUCCGGAGGAAAAGAAAUUGCUUGGCCGGUGGUUGGGUCCUGCUCACAGAGUUGGACAGGCAUUAUGUUGCUGGAUUGUUCCCCAGUCGGGACGAGUAAUUGCACGAGGAGGAGCGUGGAUUGGACAGCUUCAAGACUAG
Messenger RNA from Phaeodactylum tricornutum CCAP 1055/1, 717 nucleotides. RefSeq lists its product with no specific name. Bases 1 to 717 code for a protein of 238 amino acids. The record is from RefSeq and is a predicted model, not a curated record. NCBI's taxonomy places the organism in Eukaryota, Bacillariophyta, Bacillariophyceae, Surirellales, Neidiaceae. The transcript has 3 exons.